AUGGUUGAUUCAGAAAUAAUUCGUUUAUUCGUGUUUAUAUCUUUACCUUUCUUAAUUGACAAAGGUCGAGAAUACAUGAGAACACGUGAACAAAAUCGCAACAAUUCAGAACGACCAAAAUCAAUAUUUGACAUUUUAAUUGUGUACCUUUUGAUUUUUACGAUUUUGAUUCAAGUUUAUUAUGCAAUUUGGUCCCCUCCUCCUAACAUUUUUAUAUCGAGUAACAUUUCACCCACCAUGUCACCCAGCGUUAUUCGAACCAUCCUUUUGACAAAAAAUUCAAAAUUAACGCCCAUAGAUAACCUCUUGCUUGAAAAAUUUUCAUCCCUUGAAAACCGAUUGAUCUAUGCAGCUUAUGGACAAGAAGCUUUACUUGACUGUAAUUAUUGUAAGAAUGUUACAGAUUAUUCAAUGUUCAUUAUUCCUAAUGUAGCUUGGUCUUAUGUCAUGAUGCUUAUGGUACUUGGAAUUUCUACUAUGGCUAGACGUAAAUCACAUUGGAGAAUUUAUGGUGUAAUAUUUCUUAUUGGAUGUGGAUUUUUCGAAUUAUAUACUUUAUUAUCAACUGACGUUAUAAAAAAUUCAGCACAUGGCAUUACAGAAUUUUUAUAUAAUAAUACAGAUUAUUAUAGAAGAAUGGCAUUUGCAGUGUUAUCUUUUACAAUAUUUUUCAUCAACAAAGCAGAUAAUAAAUCAGAUAUGGAUAUUAUACAAGAAAUUAAAAGAAAUCAAGAAAUUAUAAUACAUUGUAGUAAAGCAGCGAAUCUUCAACGUACUGCUGUAUUAAGAGAUAAUAAUUUGAGAAAAAUAUUUGAAGAAUUUUAUAGGAGAAGGGAGACAGAAGAGAAUGUUGUUGUAACGGAUCAGAGUUACAAAGAUGCCAGGAAUAAAACGUUGAGCAAGUUGAAUAUGGUAGGGUUGUUAAAGGAAGCACAAACAUAUGUUAGUAGCAUUACUGGCCUGAAAGAAGUGGAAAUUGAUAAUGAAUUAGUUACCGGAAUGCAGGGCUCUGCUGCUGCAAGAACAGCUUAUACUAGUAGUAGUAAUAAUAAUUAA
This is a messenger RNA of Scutellospora calospora, 1056 nucleotides long. Lineage: Eukaryota; Fungi; Glomeromycota; Glomeromycetes; Diversisporales; Gigasporaceae. The record is from the annotation of a GenBank genome assembly.